Menidia menidia (Atlantic silverside) is the source of this 2860-nucleotide messenger RNA. The record is from the annotation of a GenBank genome assembly. Lineage: Eukaryota; Metazoa; Chordata; Actinopteri; Atheriniformes; Atherinopsidae.
UUUUAUUUCAUUUAUUUAUUUUCCAUGUAAACUUAUAAUAAUAGUAUUCCUUUUGAGCUAAGCUAACUACUAUUCAUGGAUGUGAGUUUUGAGUUUUGAGGAUUUAAACUCCUUGAGAUCGAGUGCAGUUCCGCUUCCGUCCACUAGGAGGCAGCAUUGUCAAACAAGAAAAACCUUUUUAAUACAGAAAACUGUGACCCAGAGGGUGGACAAACUCUGGUCCUCUUUCUUAAUAUAAAGACAGCCACACCAGUCAGUUUAAGAUCAUUUGCUCUACUUAGUUUUUCUACAGGCUUCAUCGAUGGGACUCAAGAUGACAGAAAACAAAAAGGAAAACUGACAGGAGGCCCAUGCCUGAGUUGUUGUGCAGACGUGGGCAUCAUGUGGUCUACCGGCUCACCCCGACAGGAUGUUCAGUAUCUCACACAUCUCACACAUCAGUAUCUCACAUCUGCUACUUCUUCUGUGUCUGUUGAAGCUUGCUUGAUGUUUUUUUUCCCCUUUUCAGCAUGAACUGUAACCUCCCUCUGUACAGUUUUCACACUUUUAUGAGCUAUUAUGCAAACUCCUACAGAGAGUCAUUUCUCCUUUUUCUAAUUGGGGGUUUCCGUCCCCUGUUCUGUGAAUUCACAUUAAUAAUCUACAGAGAAAAGAAGGCAGCUGUUUUCCAUCCACAGCUCAGACUGCCCUCCUUCAUGUCUUUGAAGAAGAGGCGAGUUCUGCCCUGAAAUCUUCACCCCGAUGUGACCGAACGGAUGGGAGAGGAGCAGCCAUGAAUUUCCCUUCCACAGGAUUUGUCGUCUUCCUUCUCUGCCUUCCAGCCAUGCAGAGUGAGGAGGGUUGGAGAUUGACCUACGGCCCCCCUCACAACAUCUGUGCUGCAAAGGGGUCCACGGUGGAGAUCCGCUGCUCUGUAUCCCCGACGCUCGGAGAAAACGUCACGGGGAUCAGAGUGUUCUGGUUCGCCCAAUCGGCCCUGGGGGCCGUGGACCUGACCACGCGGCCGGAGUACGCGGGCCGCGUGCAGUACGGCCGGGACGGGGACGCGUUCACUCUGAGGGUCUGGGACCUGAGGGUCAGCGACUCGGCCGAGUACAGGCUCGGCCUCACAACGAACCCGCCGCGGGCCGGGGUCACCGGCACUACAGGAGUCCAACUGAGCGUCACAGACCAAGCAGAAGUGCAGAAAAAAGGGCAGUACCUGGAGUGUCACAGCAAUUCAUCAGACAGCGUGUCCUGUGCUGUCAGAGGAAUGGAGGACCUCCGUCCACCUUCAGUCUGUGUGGAGAGCAAAUACUGUCACAGAGUGUUUUACCCCAAUAGAAAAAUCUGUGCAUUCAAAGGCUCCUCUGUGAGCAUUUCCUGCAUCCACACCUAUCCCUGGAGCGGUUACAACAAAUUGUGGUUCCGCCGUGCUCACAGUCAUCAGACAUCAGCUCCCUCCCAACCUACGGACCUGAAAAAGGACCCCAACUAUUCCGGCCGUGUUGAAGUGGAAAGCUCCGACUCAUCAUCCGCUCUGACAAUAAAAGAUCUGAAGGACAGCGAUUCAGCCGAAUAUUACUUCACUUACAGCACACCGUGGGCCACUUGGGGGAGUGAUCUACGGGGAACCACUCUGACAGUGGCAGCUCUGCAGGUGCGGCUGAUGGCCGUCCACGUCUCCGAAGGUUACACUUUUGCUCAGCUGAAGUGCGACAGCAGCUGCAGCCCCGCCGACCCGCACUCCUUCAUCUGGUUCAACGAUGACCGGAGGAUCCAGGGGGAGACGUCCGCCCACCUAAACCUGCUCUAUCUUGGAGGCAGAAUCUCCUGCGCCGCCGAUGGAUCUGAGAAGCACAGAGCUCCAGCGGUGUAUGCUCCAGACUCCCCUUUUGUGUCGGUGAAUGUCUCGGGGGACAUCGUGGCGGGCGACGUGGUAACCCUGACCUGCACCACUGACGCUAACCCAGCAGCUGCAUACAGCUGGAACAAGAGGAACAAGAGCUGCGAGCUUCAGCCUCCCAGUGCGGACCCCCGGCUCGUCUUCCCCUCCAUCCGUCCCUCCGACUCCGGAGAGUACUACUGCACGGCCCAGAACAAGCUGGGCAGGAGGGCAUCUGGAUACGUGCUUGUUGAUGUAAAAUAUGCUCCCAGGCCCCCCUCUGUGUCAGCCAGCCCCUGUGCACAGAUAGUGGAGGGCGGCUCAGUCAAUCUGAGCUGCAGCAGCGAUGCUAACCCAGCUGCUAACUAUUCCUGGUACAAGGAGGGGGAGGACUCACCGGAAGUCUCGGGCCAGACGCUCACCAUUGUCAAUGCCGGUCUAAAACACGGCGGGACUUACUACUGUGAGGCCCACAACGGCAGAGGGCGUCAAAGAUCUGGCUUACAUCUGGUCAUCGUCUCAAUUCCAGGCUCCAUGCACUCCGCUGUUUCUGGCUCCAUCACGGUUGUGUUUCUGGCUGCUGCCGGACUACUUGCCUUCAUAUUUUGGAGGAGACGGACUUCGAACAAGCCCUCGGAGGCAGGAGACAGUGCACAGGAAACUGUUGCUGUGUCGGCCGCUGCUCCCGGCAGGCCGGCGGAGGGACAGGACAGCCUCCCCUUCGCCUCCGCGCAGUUCCACAACAACCAGGAAGACUCUCUCUACUCGAACGUGGUGCUGGAUCAACAGAGGAGGCAGAAGCCAAAAGAGGGGGAGGUGGUGUACUCGCUGGUCAACUUUGACAGGCCACGCCGACAGUCUUCAGAGGACCCGUCCGCCCUGUACAGCACCGUGACCACAGCUUGAUGCUUUUGUAGUGUCCAAAGCUCACAGUGAAGCACAGACUGUUCUGUUCGUAGAGCAUAAACAUUUGUGUGGGGAGAAUGCUCAAGCUAU